Molecule: messenger RNA, 540 nt
Organism: Magnusiomyces paraingens
Lineage: Eukaryota; Fungi; Ascomycota; Dipodascomycetes; Dipodascales; Dipodascaceae
Exons: 2
Coding region: 1-540 (179 amino acids)
Biological process (GO): diphosphoinositol polyphosphate metabolic process; diadenosine hexaphosphate catabolic process; diadenosine pentaphosphate catabolic process
Cellular component (GO): nucleus; cytoplasm
Molecular function (GO): bis(5'-adenosyl)-hexaphosphatase activity; diphosphoinositol-polyphosphate diphosphatase activity; endopolyphosphatase activity
Source: RefSeq, a predicted model, not a curated record
AUGUCUGAACCAACUCCAGAAUCAAACCAUAACUUUAAGAAAACAACAACUGCCCGUGAAGGCCGUGAAAACCAAGUUUACUCUGAAAAGGGUGCCCGUGUUGUCGCUGGAACUGUCAUUGUUGAUAGUGCAAACAAAAAGGUCCUUCUCGUUUCUUCUACCUCCCAUCGCGACAAGUUCAUUCUACCUAAAGGCGGCGUCGAAAAAGAUGAAAUCAAUGACUACGCUGCUACCGCAUUGCGUGAGACUUGGGAAGAAGCCGGCGUCACUGGAACCCUCGGCAUAAAACUCGGCCCACCCAUCCUGAAAUUGAUCACUCACCCAAAAAUUCUUGCCGAGCUCCCAGAACCAAAAGCAUUCCCUUAUACCGAGUUCCACUUCUACGAGCUCGAGUUUGGCAAAUUGGAACCUGUUUGGCCUGAAGGUGAUAAGCGUGAUCGUGUCUGGGCAGAUCCCGAAGAAGCCGUGCGCCUUCUUACCAAAAGUGAUCGCCCUGAAAUGGUUGAAGCUCUCGAACGAAGCUCUCUGUUUAAAGCAUAA